CCGUCGUCAGUUGCUCGCUCGCAGUCGUUGGGUUCGCAGUGAGAAAACGAAAACAAAUUCACUAGCCGUGGGUUUUGUACUUGGCAAUUGCUCCAAUCAGAACAAAGUGUUAUAGCAAAAGUUGUUCUUCUAAAAUUUAUUAGUUGACUCGCACAACGGGAAGCCUGAUCCUUGAAGCUUUCGGGAUAAAGUAAAGGAACAAGCGUCCACGCGAUCGGAGGAAACAAAGGAAUACAGAACGUACACAAAAGGAUAACGCGUAAUAUUCCGACCGACCAAGAAUAUUUCCGGGAUUUGGUGAUUGCCUAUUACCGAAGAACUUGAUGCGAAAAUCGGCUGAUUUUCGGAAAAAUUGUCGGAGUAGACUUUUGCUCUGCUGUCAAACACCACCAAACAAGGUUCACAAAUUCGUUCCCCAUCGGAAAGGGAGUUCGAAGUACGAACAAAGGAUCAAAGGAAGGAGGAAAAUCAAGGCACAAGCAGUUCUACGAAUCGAUUCAGCCUUCAAUUUUGCAAAACCAUCUGUUUGAUCCUUUUUCGGGUAUCGUGUGCGUGUGUUUGUGUUGAAAAUACAUCAUAAUAAAAGUGCAUGCUUACGGGAAUUGCCUGCCCUGCAGUGGGAGCUCGUACAUAAUCCGAAAUUUGGUGAAUUUUGUGUUGUUUUUUUCGGCUUCUGCCACGCCUGCAUAGUGUCGAAGGCUCAGCGAUUCCUUUGAAAAGUGGUUCUACCGAGCUCGAAAGAUGUCGUAGAACGGAAAAUAAAUUUGUGUAUAACGCGAGAACCUUGCUACGACGCAGUGAAGAUAGAAGUGGCAAAAGUGGUAAAUAUAAAAAAACAACGAAAAAUAAAGCAAUAAAGAAGAGUUGAUUAGAAGAAACCAAAGCAAGAACGGUGCAGCAAAAGAAAGAGAAAAGUUUGUCGAUUCCGCGCGUGUGUGUCCUUACAGGAGAGCUGUAAAGCAAACAAGGAAAAAGUUCGACAGCUAAAGGAAAGAUCCAGAAUUACGUUGGUUACUGCCUUCGGGAGUGUGUAGAUGCUAGCAACGGCAAUGGAUAACAAAGAGAACGUAUUCAAUGCGGCUCAGGGUGGCAAUCUGGUCAUCCUAAAGCGAUACAUUAGCGGUCGUCCACAGAAUGAAGUCGAAAUGUUGGUAACGGCAAAGACGGGCGGUGCCACACCACUACUGAUAGCCUGCCGGAAUGGUCACUUUGACGUAGCCCAGUAUCUAAUUAAGCGUUGCCAUGCCGAUGUGGAACAACCCGGAUCAGUGAUAUUCGAUGGCGAAACGAUAGAGGGCGCACCGCCCCUAUGGUGCGCUUCGGCUGCCGGCCACAGCAGCAUAGUAAAACUUCUAGUCCAGCAUGGUGCCAAAGUGAACAGUACAACCAAGACGAACAGCACACCACUGCGGGCGGCCUGCUUCGAUGGACACUACGAAAUCGUCCGAUAUCUAGUGUCGCACAAUGCCGAUAUCGAAGUAGCGAACCGCCACGGCCACACCUGUUUGAUGAUCGCCUGCUACAAGGGUCACUACAAGAUCGCACAAUACCUGCUCUCGCUCAAGGCGGACGUAAACCGGCGCAGCGUGAAAGGCAACACCGCACUGCACGAUUGCGCCGAGUCCGGUUCGCUCGAAAUCCUCCAACUGCUGCUUCAACACGGUGCUACAAUGGACGUGGAUGCCUACGGAAUGACACCCCUCCUGGCGGCCAGCGUAACGGGACACCUGCCGAUCGUAGAACACCUCAUCAGUUUGCCAUGCGUGAAACGGGAAGACAAAAUUGCCGCUCUCGAGCUGCUUGGUGCAACCUACGUCGAUAAGAAACGGGAUAUGCUGGGGGCACUGUCAUUUUGGAAGCGUGCCAUGGAAGAAAGAUACAACCGUAAUACCAUCCUGCCGAAACCAGUGCGCGAACCCGUUCCUGCCUAUGACUACGCCCAGGAAGUGAGCGAUUUGGGUGCACUGGAAGAACUGGUGAUGGACCCGGACGAGAUGCGUAUGCAGGCACUGCUCAUACGCGAACGAAUUCUUGGGCCGGUCCAUCCGGAUACCAGCUACUACAUUCGUUUUCGAGGUGCUGUCUACGCGGAUUCCGGUCGAUUCGAUCGGUGCAUAGAACUGUGGACGUACGCACUGUCGAUGCAGCAGAACAUUCUGGAACCGCUGAAUCCGAUGACACAAUCGUCACUGUUGUCCUUCGCCGAACUGUUCAGCUUCAUGCUGGGUGAAGCGGGCCGACCGAUCACCCGCGGCCGGAUUGUGCCUCCGAUCGAAACGUCCGACAUGUUGAUCAUUUUCCGCAAAUCGAUCCGCGAGGUUCAGCUCGGCCAGAAGAUGCUGGAACAGUUGGCAAGCCACGAGCGGGACAGCACGGCACUGAACCGGGCCCUGGUUAUCUCGUUGCAUUUGGCAUGUCUGCUGGCUCGACUGCUAGAUGAGGACGAGGAGAUUUGUUGUGAUAGCAUGAAGCACCAGAUUUUGUGUGCAUUUUACGAAUUAGUCAGUUUAAAGAUUGUGGCCAAAUCCGGUCGGACGGCGCUGCAUCUUGCGUGCUACAAGGAGGCGGCACUCGUAGGUCGCUACCCUGCCUGUCAACUGCCAUCGCCCCGCCUCGCCAAGGCACUGCUCGAGGUCGGUGCGGAUCCGAACGCACAGGACGAAGCGGGCAACACUCCACUGCAUUUAGCGGCACUGACCCGACCCUGCCCGACCAGUCUGGCACAGACGCUACUGGACCAUGGGGCACAUUUGGACACCAAAAACCUGGACGGUGACACAUUCGAAACGUUGCUGCAGAACCAGCGGCUACACGAGCUCGUAAAUCCCAUAAAAUUCACCCGUCUGACCUGCCUCGCCGCUCGUGUCAUCCAGCGUCACGCCAUCGAAUACCGUAGUCAGGUGCCCAAGUGUCUGUACGAGUUUGUUGAUUCCCACUAGAAAAACAAAACAAACAAAAAAACUGGUAGCCGGGUGCGAUGAUCCCAGUAGCAACCCGUUUUCUAGGUUAGACAAAUUGAGUCAUCAGCAGUGCUUGUGGCUCUUCUCGUUCGAUCUCUGCUCCUCGGAGUGGACCCAGAACAUAGUUGUAUAGUUUGAAAUUUGCCGACAAAUGCUGCCACGACCCCUCCCGGAUGGCUGCCAUAGAAGGCUAGUCCCCUUCCAAUGCGCAUGAUGUAGUUCUUUUUUUUUUAUUUGUUAGUCUAAGUACACCAUCAGCUGCCGAUUUGAGCGAGCAAUUCAAAACGGUUCAGAGUGAUGUGGUUCGGGUGGUAAUUGGAAUACUAGAUCAAAACACCCCCUCUCAAUCCGAUAGUUUUUAGCGUCUAAAAGCAUGUUUUACCGUUUAGCAGAUUGAUCAGAUUUUUAGGUCCUGCAAAACCUUUCCGCAUUGGUCCGCUCCGGCAGACCUCGGGGAAUGGGUUCUUUCUUGGACACGAUGCAGUCUGAAUGUGGAAACAAAACCGCUCGAAGUAAAGUUUUCUAUUAGCUAAUGGAAUGGCUCAAACUAUUUUUUUUACGAUCAAUAUUUGCUUGCGAUAAGAGUGAAUGGAGACAAUUUGAGCAUUGACAAUUUGAAAUGUUUUCAAUAAUUUACUUCAAUUAUCUACAGAAAAAAAAACUGUUCAUUAGGUUAGAGCUAGAAAGUAUUCAAGUGUUCACUCACUAUAUAAUUUCUCUGGAAUACUGUAAAUACUGUUGUACCCUCUGAGAACUGUCGCUGAAGAAAGCGUGUUAGACUUUUGACAAUUGUGAAAUACAAGAAUACAACAAAGAAAAAAAACAAUGAAAUAGUAAAUUUGAAUAUGUAGAAAGCUCACGAUCCAACAGUUUUAGUGCGCCAACAAAAAUGUAUUAAGUAGCAAUCGUCAUUUAUAACGUUUCUUAAUCAAACCAAGAAGAAGAAGAAGAAGAAGAAAACCAAACGGCGCUAAAAGGUAAGUUGUUCGAAUUUGCUAGCUUUAGCUAUACACAUACACACAUACACUUACACACAUACACACUCUUUCAUACAAACAAAAAAGCUACAUGUAAUGUCGUGAUAUCACUUAGACAAGUGAACAAAACAUAGAUUAUCAUCAUUCAUCCUAUAGUUUUUAUCUACUUUAAUUUGUCACAUACACAACUGCGCAUAGCUCGUCAAUCUUUGAACCAGAAUAAUCAGAGCUGACAACAACAACAAAAAAAACAUUCAAUCGACGGUGGAUGCCUUUUUAAAACCUAAACGCUCUAUAAUCAGCCCUUUAAUAAGAGAGAGACCAUACUCAUACCAUUGACCCUGUAUUGACAAAGGAGCAGCUACAGGCCGCCGCCAUUAAACCGUUGCGAAACGAUACAUAAUUCGAGAACUUUGACGCCACUGCGAAGCCCAAAAGUUAAUGUGGGAAUAUAACCAAAACAAGCAAAAAAGAGCAGUGGCAGUCAUUUUAAUGGUUCUUAGAAGUAUUGUUGCUAGUUGGCAAUGUCCCCGUCGGUGAUUAGGUCGGUUCAGUCAGUUGAUACCUUUAGUGUUGAAACGGUGAAAAAAAAAAACGUUGCAACCCAGAUAAAAUAAACAAAACAGGAACAAAAACGAUUAUAAUAGUGAAAAAUUAUACAUACAAGAAAUAUUAAAAA
Messenger RNA from Malaya genurostris, 4616 nucleotides. Its product is annotated as protein fem-1 homolog CG6966. The record is from RefSeq and is a predicted model, not a curated record. Lineage: Eukaryota; Metazoa; Arthropoda; Insecta; Diptera; Culicidae. Gene Ontology annotation, molecular function: protein binding. The transcript is spliced from 8 exons. The coding region runs from base 1035 to 2939 and encodes 634 amino acids.